AUGAAUGGGGCUUGCCAAAUUAAGAAUGUUCCGGAGUGCAACGACGCCGUGAUCGAAGCAUGCGGGGAACAGUUCGUGGCCUUUGCCCACGGUCCACGAGUCGCAGAAACGCUCAGCGAACUCGAAGAGAGUUGCAAGCGGGAGCUGAAGGGCCUCGCGUGCGCCCGGAACUACGCCGAGCGCUGCCUGGUGGUGGGCUUCUUCCGUGGCGCCGCAUUCACGGCCCUCACCACGCUCAAGGAGGAAAUGGACAGGAAGUGUGACUCCUCGCACCCGAACCACAAGCGUUACCUAGAGAACGCGCACUGCCUAAACAAAGCUGGUGAGCGCAUUCACAAGUGCGUGGAGCUCUUCAAGGAGGAGCUGUACACGGUCGCCCUAAAGGCUGCCACCAGCAAGAGGAUUCCUUACGGAUGCUGUGCCUACAACGGCCUGUUCCGCUGCAAGCAAGAGAGCCUCGAGCAAGCCUGCGGAGACCCCAAGACAAUCCAGCUUGUUCACGAGACCGCCGAGCACGUCCUCGGUGACCUGGUCAAAGUCUUCUGCGGCCGUUACGAGAGCGGCUCGUCCGACUGCAAGUCCCUGGGAAAGCUCCCGGCCCUCGCCGCGAACGAGACCGCGCCUCGGAGCUUCAUCCUCUUGCUCAAGGCCUUCGUGACCACGCUGCCGUAA
Molecule: messenger RNA, 672 nt
Organism: Ixodes scapularis (black-legged tick)
Lineage: Eukaryota; Metazoa; Arthropoda; Arachnida; Ixodida; Ixodidae
Exons: 5
Coding region: 1-672 (223 amino acids)
Source: RefSeq, a predicted model, not a curated record